Molecule: messenger RNA, 756 nt
Organism: Pyricularia grisea
Lineage: Eukaryota; Fungi; Ascomycota; Sordariomycetes; Magnaporthales; Pyriculariaceae
Exons: 2
Coding region: 1-756 (251 amino acids)
Source: RefSeq, a predicted model, not a curated record
AUGGCACAGCAGGCGACCCCACCUUCCUCCACUGAGCCGGAGAUUCCGUCUUUCGAUAAGAUCGAUUAUAUGAACCAUCCUGAACUUGAGCUUCUCGCCGAGAAAUUCAAAAUCAACAAGGAAGGUCUAUCAUCAGAUUCUCUCAAAAAAGCGAUUGGUAAAUAUUUCGAGGAGCAUUACUCUGAGGAGUAUCCAAACAAGAGCCCAGGAACUGCAGUUACCAAUCCCAGCAACGAAGGCAAGGAUGCGAUCCAACCCACCAAAGGAAACUCAGAGCUGCCGACUUUUGAUGAUAUAGCUACAUGGAAUAUUGGUCGAUUGAGGUCAUUCGCGAACGCCCAAAAUGUCGAAAUUCAUGGUACAAAAAAAACGUUAAUUGCAAACACGAUUAAGAAAACUCUCAAGGAGCGUCACCCCGAGCUCUAUCAGUUAGAUAAGAGCGCAGACGUUGGCUCCAAUCGCGCUCCCCCCGAACGAGAAUCUAAUGAAGAUAAUGCCAGCCAAACCGACUCCAAAAGUGAAGAAGUUAGAUCCAAAAGCGAAGAAACCAGCUCCGAAAGCGAAAAAGAGGACCCCAAAGGCGAAGAAAAUAACCCCAAAAGCGAAGAAAAUGGCACCAAAGGCGAACAAGAUGGCACCAAAGAGCACAAAAGAUGGCCAAACACGUACGAAGACCCAACGGGCGGCGGGAUUAUUGAGGCUACUGGCAACAAAACGCAUGUUAAUCCAGGAGACUUCGGUGGAAAAAACGAGUAA